Molecule: messenger RNA, 366 nt
Organism: Helianthus annuus (common sunflower)
Lineage: Eukaryota; Viridiplantae; Streptophyta; Magnoliopsida; Asterales; Asteraceae
Exons: 1
Coding region: 1-366 (121 amino acids)
Source: RefSeq, a predicted model, not a curated record
AUGCGACCAAGUAGAGUAUUCGAGUGGAAUAACUGGGUUCCAAAAAAGGUGGCUAUCGUAGCAUGGAGAUCAGAGAUGGAACGAUUACCGACCAAGUGUGCGUUAUCGAUUCGUAACAUCCCGGUACAAAAUCAAAGGUGUAUGUUAUGCAGUGAAUAUGACGAGACUAGUGAACAUCUGUUUGUUUCGUGUCACUUUGCGCAAACCAUUUGGCAGAAUAUUGCAGGAUGGUGUAGAAUGCCUCCGAUCAUUGCCUUCGAUGUUAAAGAUUUGCUAGAGUUACACGGAUUCAGCACAGGUUCGAAGAAAAAGAAAAAAGCUAUAAAUGCUAUUGUUUUGGUUACUUUUGGUGCAUCUGAAGGAUGA